Molecule: messenger RNA, 1583 nt
Organism: Moneuplotes crassus
Lineage: Eukaryota; Ciliophora; Spirotrichea; Euplotida; Euplotidae
Source: the annotation of a GenBank genome assembly
AUAAGCCUACUAGCUAGGUUUUAAAAGAAGAUAAGUCAAAAUUAAGCCCUAUCUUCUGUUUUUGAGACAAAAUAGGGUGGGGUGAAGGCUGAAAAGAGGUAGCAUGCAUAUCUCUGCCCUAAUUUCAGCCCAGAGUUCCCGUUCUCUAUCAUAUAACAACGAUAUCUAAGCAUUCAUAAAGUUUUAGAAUGAAUAUGAAUCUAGUAGUUUCAUAAAUUUUCAAGUAAUCACUGAAAUGAUUAUCAAUUUGCCUUGGAAUUUUUAAUAAAAACUACAAAUUUGCUAAAUCCUCAGAAUUAGAGACUCAGGCUUGGCCCAAUAUUUUUAUUCGUCCCCACUUUAUUUUGAUUCAAAUCUGGGCCUUAUUUGACAUAGUAAAAAAUUUUGAACUAAGAAUAGGAUGUUCAAAACAUAUAUACGAGUAAAUAAUUUUAAGGUUAAUUAAUAAUAUUUUGGAAAAUGGAUGAAAAAGAAGAUAGAAAGAGAGAGGGAUGUAAUGAAGACAUUCCGAUGAGAAUCCAGGACUCAGGAGGGAAUCAAAUACAGAAAGAAUACUCCCAGUUGGAUAAUCGUCCCAGACAGGCUAUUGAUGAUGCCUGGAGUGAGAGCGAGCACCGGAAAUUUGUCGAAUGUGUCGGCAAAUACGGUCACUUGCUUGAAAAUUUUGAAAAUGACAUUUACACAAAAACAAGACCAGAAAUAGAGAAAUAUGCAAAGAAAUUCUUCGGGAUGCUUGAAAAUCAAGCAAGGGUCGGAAUUCAAGGUAAUACUAUUCAAGAGCAGACUCAGUUGAAUCAGAAAAAUGGAAAUCUUAUAAAUCAUGGCGCUAAGCCUGACAGCGAACAAAAUAAGAAGUUAUUCGGGACAGAGAGCAUCAAUCAGAAUAGAAAAUCAGCUAAGAAGCUUAAAGAGGAAAUUUAAAGAAUCGGCUAAGCCUCCCCCGAGAAAGUAUAUGAAAGAUAAUGAAGGCAACCACCAAGAAGUAUCUACAGAUCCAGGCACUGUGUAUGUCUGACCUAAUCGGGGCGAAAUCGCUAUUCGAGCUAAUGCUAUUGAGACUACCGUCCAUUGUGAAAUCGAGCAUUUUAAUGAGACCAAUGGAAAAGAGCGAACUCAUAUUUAUCCAAACCAGCAAGUAAAAAUACAUAUUGUUCCUCAGGAUUAUGAUGUGUCGCUAUUACAUAAUGCCUCAAUGUUUCAGAUGCAGUAUCAGACGGAUAUGUACGCAAACCGGAAUAGAAAUUCUGAUAUUACUUUCAAACAAUUUUUGGACGUGAUGGCAAAGAUGUAUUGUCUUAGAGAGUACAACUUUAAUUGUAAUGAAAGCUCUGAAUGCAGGAUGAGUCCUAGUGAUAGCAUCGAACGAGCUCAGAUUAGUGAACCAAAUAAUAGCUCUCAGUCAUCCUCCAAAAAGGUUGAUCAGGAAGAAGAUUCUGGAAGGAGGCAGAGCAAGUCUCUUCCUUUGGACAGGCUAGAGAAAUUGUUUUACUCGAUUGAAAACGUGGAUAAGAAGUCCGAUCCAGGUGAUGAUAAGAAAGGUCUACAAGGAUAAUAUUUAAAAUUGCCAACUAAUCUAAUUUGUC